UAUUGUAUUAGCACUCACCACAUAUACAGUAAGAAGCAGACAACAGUGCACGCCACAAUCGCCCAAUUCCUUAAUCAAAGUUUUUUUUUUUUUUUUUGAGAACAAUUACUUAAUUAAAGUUCUAGCAUAUAAAGGAAAGGAAACUUUAAGCGAUGAUUUUUUCAUGUAAUUAAUUUUUUUUUUUCGAGGGGUAAAGAAAGAGAAAAUGGAAAGUAAAUGAGAGGCUUUCGAGUAAGACACAUCUUUUCUGCAGGCCGGGGAUUGAUGGCCACUCCCUCUUCUUAACCUCUUAUCUUCUCUCAUUAUGAGCUCAUUUUUAUUUUCUUGACCUUUGUUAUUUUUUAACGUAGUAAUCCCAUAUAAAUACAGGCUUUAGCACGGUUUUUUUUUUUUUCUCCGUAGAAAAGACAUCUAAUGGCUCAGCUAUAAGAAUGAACUGCUGUAAAACCAUGGCAGUUAUAGUGGUGGAUCUGCUAAAAGAAUUGGCCAUGUAGGAUCUUCCCUAUCAACAAAAAGGAGGGAGAGAGCGGAAGAGAGAGACAAAGAGAGGGGGAGGAAUUCAGGAAGAAAGAAUGGAUUUUGAUGAACACGAAGACCAAGAAGAAGAGAUGGGCAUGGCGGUGCCUCCAGGUUAUGACACGAUUAGCAACUCAUCUCGGCCAAAAAUGGGUCCAGCCAGUGGAGAAGGUGCGUCGACGACCGCAGCAGCUACGGCUACAGCAAACGCGAGGAAAUCAGGAAGCUUGAUUAGAUAUAGAGAGUGUUUGAAAAACCACGCGGUGAGCAUCGGUGGACAUGCUGUGGAUGGGUGCGGGGAAUUCAUGGCGGCGGGCGAAGAGGGUACUUUGGAUGCACUCAAAUGCGCCGCGUGUAACUGCCACCGAAAUUUCCACCGCAAGGAGACUGAUGGAGCCUCGGAGGGAAUAAAUCACCAGCAGCCGCAUCCACAAUUUUCUCCUUUCUAUCGUGCUCCGCCACCUGCUGGGUACCUACACCUGACGCCGGCGCCGCAGCAUAGGCCUUUAGCUCUACCCGCAGCAUCUGUAGGGGGAGCCGGAGGUGCGGUUAUUGGUGGUGGGUACACCAGGGAGGAGGAGGAUGUUUCUAAUCCUAGUAGUAGUGGCGGAGGAGGCGGCUCUUAUGGCAGUUCAAAGAAGAGGUUUAGGACUAAGUUUACACAGGAGCAGAAGGACAAGAUGUUGGAUUUCGCAGAGAGGCUUGGGUGGAGAAUCCAAAAGCACGAUGAGGCUGCGGUGGAGCAGUUUUGUGCAGAGAAUGGAGUGAAAAGGCAUGUGCUCAAGGUGUGGAUGCACAAUAACAAGCACACUCUUGGUAAGAAACCCUAAUUUUUAGAAAACUGAAAAAUAAAAAAUAAACAACGAUAGAGGGAACCAUUUGUUAUCAUCUCCCAGCAAUCACACCGACACUAAGCUACAUAGUGCCGAUCGACGAGAUAAUACUGAGGAAGGAAGUUAGAGAGCAUAUGACCAGCAGUGCAAUUGAUAUAUUUUCUGAAAGAAAAAAGAAUGGGAAAGUUGAAAGAUUGUGAUGUAAAAUUGGGUAGGGGUAGCAACAUAGACUAGGGUUCUUCUUAACUGUUUUUCUCUCUUCUUUUUUAGUUAUUUUUUCUUUCCAAUUUAGUUUUGUUUCUGAAUGUAGGAUGAAUUAAUGGUAAAGAUGAUGACGAUGACCCUGUAAUUUCUUGAAUGUGUUAUUGCUGAUAUGGGCCAUUUGCUCCUGAAAUCAGCAUCUCUAAUUAAUUCAAGUUUCUUGCUUGCUUGCUUAA
Molecule: messenger RNA, 1786 nt
Organism: Hevea brasiliensis (rubber tree)
Lineage: Eukaryota; Viridiplantae; Streptophyta; Magnoliopsida; Malpighiales; Euphorbiaceae
Product: zinc-finger homeodomain protein 2
Exons: 1
Coding region: 573-1346 (257 amino acids)
Biological process (GO): regulation of DNA-templated transcription; regulation of developmental process
Cellular component (GO): nucleus
Molecular function (GO): DNA-binding transcription factor activity; transcription cis-regulatory region binding
Source: RefSeq, a predicted model, not a curated record